Microplitis demolitor is the source of this 5909-nucleotide messenger RNA. RefSeq names its product protein krueppel (gene Kr). Gene Ontology annotation, cellular component: nucleus. The coding region runs from base 370 to 1737 and encodes 455 amino acids. The record is from RefSeq and is a predicted model, not a curated record. The transcript has 2 exons. NCBI's taxonomy places the organism in Eukaryota, Metazoa, Arthropoda, Insecta, Hymenoptera, Braconidae.
UAGGGGUGGGUUGGAUUCCAAAGAGAGGGGAUGUUAUAUUUUAGUAGUUUUAAAACGCAACGUUUAUUGUCAGUUAGUAUUGGGUUAGGUCAGCCCGCGUCAGCAUGUAACGCUCGUUAUUGUAGUUCUUAUUUCCGUCGAUAUAACGUCGACUAGAAAAAUUAUUUUUUUUUUUUCUUUCAUGGAUUUAUUUUGGAUUGAAUAUAUUUACUGUGUAGUGAAAGUGGAUGACUUUUAAUAUAGUGGAUUAUUUUUUUAUUUUUAAAUUGAAAUAUUAAUUGCCUAUGGAUUUUAUUUUUUGUCAUUUUUUUGGAUUUUCAAAGUGAUUGUGGAUGGAGUGCUUGUGGGUUUUUUUUUACGGAUCAGAGAAUGGCACUUUCUUUUUUUCAAAAAGCUCAAAUUAAUGCAGGACUACUAGCCAGCCAGCUCAACCUAGAAAACGAAAAGAAGUCUCUAUCACUAGGCGAAUAUCUGUAUCUAUUUCCGCAAAUUAUAGCGGCGCCAUCUCACCAGCAUUUGAACUUUUCUCCUGAUCGAAUAAUCGAAAGUAGUACCGCCGCCACAAUGAACACACGAAUCCCAUCAAGUAUCCAAGCAACCUUAGCCGCAGCGGCCAACUCAGCGCUCUACUCCCCAAGCCAGAUGGCGCUCUUCGCCGGUUGGUUACCACCGCCAUCACCACCCAACCCCCCAAUAUCUCCAGUGUUGAAACCGUCGCUUAAACGUCCUGCGAGCAACCCACAUCCUGAAGCAGCCAAACGUGCCAGGAAACGAGGUCCCAAAUCAAAGGACUCAGAGUUACCUAUUCCUAUGCCUCUUACAAAUUUGAGUCCCGCACCUCCAAGUCCCCCGAACUCAAUCAGUCCUGAAGUUCCCACGAAAGAAGUUGCACCUCGUGACAAAGUCUUCACCUGCGGGGUCUGCUCAAGGUCAUUUGGUUACAAACACGUUUUACAAAAUCACGAGCGAACUCAUACUGGAGAAAAACCAUUCGAGUGUCCUGAGUGCCACAAAAGAUUUACACGUGACCACCAUCUUAAGACGCACAUGCGUCUUCAUACUGGAGAAAAACCCUACCAUUGCUCACACUGUGACCGUCAGUUUGUCCAGGUCGCAAACUUGAGACGCCAUCUUCGAGUCCAUACGGGCGAGCGUCCUUAUGCAUGUGAACUAUGUGCUGCUAAAUUUAGUGACUCAAAUCAACUGAAAGCUCAUUUGCUGAUUCAUAAGGGUGAGAAGCCAUUUGCAUGCGAGCACUGUAACAUCAGAUUUAGACGCAGGCACCAUCUGGUCCAUCACAAGUGCGGAGUUGCUAAUGCGCAUGCGCAAAUGGUAGGACGUGGAUAUGCGCAUGGUCAAUUAACUGGAGGUCAGCCUUCACCGGCGGCUAGUGAUGACUUCGAUGAAGACAUUGAUCUUGAAGAUGAAAUGGAGAGAAAGAAAAUCGCGGGAUUGAACGAAUUAAUGCCUAUUAAUCUUACUGUACCUAUGGAAUUGCCAGAGCAAACAGAACCAGAGGAUCUUUCUAUGUCUACGGGGUCAAUGCGUGGUCACUCUAAUAGUCACAGUGGUGGAGAUUCGCCUUUAAGUCGCAGUCCAAGCAGUGAUUUGCAUGAUGAAGAGGACGAAGAUGUGGUAAUGGAUGAUAUUAAUGGAAGAUUAUUUUUAACAAGACAAAAUUUAGAUGUUUUUAGGCAUAGGAUUAACCAUAGUAAAGAUAGAGUUUGUAGUAAUUAAGUUUUUUUUAUCAUAACUCGGUAACCAUUGGAUAUAAUACUCGAUUAUUUAUUGUUUUUAAGUAACGAUCGUUUGAAUAACAGACAGUUAUCAAUAUAAUAAUUUAUGUAAAUUUGUACAGUGUCGUAACUCUAAAACUAUCAAGUUUAGAGUUAUAGGGUCAAGGACUAAAAUCAAAGGAAAUUUCAUUUCCUAUAACUUUAUUCUAGUGAUUAAUCACUCGAUAAUUAGUUGUUUUAAUGUUACAAGAGUCUGAAUAACUCACAGUAAUGAAAAUAAUAAUUUUUAAAAAAUCGGUAUGAUUAAUACGACCAUAACUUCUAAACUAUCAAGUCUACAGUGAUAGGGUCAAGGAGUGAAAUUGUAGGAAAUUUUAUGCCCUACAAAUUUAUCUCAGUGAUUAAUCAUCGUAAAGUCGAUAUUUUAGGAGUUAUGAUCGUAUUAAUCAUUAUAGAUCUUAUGAUUUUUUAAAAAUGCAUUUAAGUUUAAAAAUGCCAUAAGUUGUCAACUUUUGAGUUUACAACAAAAAGUAUGAGGGCUUAAAUGGUUGGAAAUGCAAUUUCCAAUAGAUUCUAGCCGGUGAUUAAUCGCAGGUGAAUUGAUGUAAAUACAAGGAAAUUACGAGGAAACCAACGACUCGGGAGUAAUUUUCAUAAGGAAUAAAUUUUCAGAAAAUUAAAUUUCCUUUUCAAAGACCUCCUAAAAAAUGUUAUUACCUAAAUUUGUUACCGAGUAAUGAGCAUUUAAAGUUACAAUUUAAUUUAAAUUCGAUAGUGUAAAUAAUUAUUUAUAUUAUAAAUGUAUAUGAAACGAUAACUCAUAAACUAUGGGUUUAACAGAUUAUUUAAAUCAGUACAAAGUUGUAGAGAAUUUAAUUUACGUUUCAUACAUCACCCAUUUGAUACCAUUAUCUAUAGUAGUUUUCAAGAUAAAUGUCAUCUUUGCAAAGCGAAAUUGAUAUUCAAUUUUUCGGUCCCAUUGGGCCUUAGGUCUCAUGACUCGCUUUUUGCUAAGGCCCAAAUAAGAUUAUUCAUAUUUUUGAAUGACAGGGGCUUAGAAAUUAGGUUGAUACCAUGGGUCUGUAUAUAAAAAAUUUUGGGCCUUAUUUUUUUUUAUCGUUAAUUUUUUUCAGGCCCAAAUUUGAUUAUUUAAGAAAUUUUAUCAUUUUUUUUUGUAUAAAUUCUUUAAGUCUGAUUAUUGAGUUAUUAUUACUUAUUAUUAUUAUUAUUAUUAUUAUUAUCAUUAUUAUUAUUGGUUAUUAUUAUUUUUUGUAAAUAUUAUUAUCAUUUAAAAUAGAGUAUAUCAAAUUGACUAAUUGUUGGGCAUUUUUUUAUUUUUUUUUUCCCUCCUAAUUAUCGUAACUCAGAAAAAUUUUUUUUUCAGAGUUAGGAAAUUUUCUUGCCUAACCGGAAAAAAAUAUAUUAUUUCUUAAUUUUCCAAAGGUUUUCCUCUAGAAUUUUUUUUUCAACCCCAUCAUUUUUGAAAUCUCCCAUCGAUUUGUGUUCUCUUUAAAAAUUUUUUUUUCUCCAAACUUAUAGAUCAAAAAAGAAAAAUUUUUUUUUCCAGAGUUAAGUAAUUUCCCAACUGACAUUUUGAGACAGAAAUUAUUUCAUGAUAAUCAUAAGCAAUCGUGCUAGAAUUUUUUUUAAGUAACAAGUCCUAAAAUAUCCUCGUAGAUUUUGAUCGUGUUCACUCGCGUUAAAAAACGAGGGUUAAAAAAUCUCGCACGCGUAUUGUCAUUUUUUAGUCUCCUAAAUAAAUAUAAAAUAGAUUUAUAAAGACUCAAUGCAGCAAAUCAAGCAAUUUUUAUAUUUUUUAUUUAAAAAUUUUUUUUCUCCCGGGUUACAAAGGAGCCGUGGCCUUGGGAAAUAAAUUUGCAUGGGCUGAGAUGACAGUCUUUACAAAGAGUUGUCCCUUUUUUAGAUUCUUUUGCCUUUUUGACUCGAGUGCUAAAAAUUCAGAGAAUCUUUUGCGAAAAAAAAUUAUUUGCGUUUUAAAUUCAAACUUUAUUAUUUGGGUGGUCGGUUACGCGUGUGAACUUAUUAUAUAUUCACGUGGGUGUCUUUUUAUAUUUUAAUUUCAAUUUUUUUUUUUAACUUCUCGUUAUGAAAAUUGCGUUUUUUUUUUUUUUAAAUCACAGAAGUUUAAAUUUUUAACUUUGGGGUCUGUUUCAAAAAUUUAUAAUAAUUUUGAAAAAUCAAGCGGCAAAUUUCCUAAUGGGAAAAAAAAAAUUUUCUUCUUUCCAAUUCCUUGUAUACAAAAAAAAAAUAAAAUCAAAAUAACUUUUAAGGAAACGGAAAAAUUUUGAUUGGAAGUUUUGUUGGAAAAUUUUCUAACUCAGGAAAAAAAAUUGAAAUUUAAUUUUUCUGUUAGUAAAAAAAAUUAUUUAAGAAAUUAAAAAUGGGAAAAUUUUUGGAAAAUUGAGAAAAGGUUUUUCCAAGAAGGAAAAUUAUUUGUUGGUAAAAAUUAAUUUACAAAUAAAAAGUAAAAUUCAGGAAAAUUUUUUUUUCAAUUUUCCAAUGAAAAUGGAAAAUUCUUUUUGUCUGAGGGAAAAUUGUUAUGAAUGUAAAAAUGUAACGAAAUUUGAUUUUUUUUUUUUAAGAAAAUGGAAAAUUUAUAAUUUUUCAUUAAUUAUUUAAUUACUAUAAUUGUUGUCAAUUAGAAAACAAAAUAAAUAUAUAUAAAAUUAUUAUUAUUAUAAAUAUAUAUGUAUAUUAAAUAUUAUAAAUAAAUAUUUAAACGAGUACGCGGUACAAAAUAAUGAAUUUAAAUAAACAAAUAAUAAUGUAUACUAAAAUAAUUCAAGGAUUGAUGAAAAAAAUUUAUUAUAACUCAUAAACUAUCAACUUUUUGAAAAAAAUUAAUAAUACAAAAAUUUUAGAAAAUUUGAUUUGCUACAAAUUUAUUUAUCAUCGAAAUUGCCGUAGCAUCAGUUGUUAAUGAGCUAUAAGCAUUUUAAAAAGUAUAUAUAGUGCCAAAAACUUGAAAAUGAAUUUUUGGAAAAUAUAUAUGAAUUUAUAUCGAGCCUUAUCUUCGAAACUUUUGAGUUUAGAGCAAAAAGUAUAAGAACAAAAGUUGUAGGAAAUUUAAUUUUUCACAAUUUUGUUCCUUAUAAAAAUGGUCGUAAGAUCAACUGGUAAUGAGUUAUAAACAUUUUCAAAACUUAGUAACGUCAAAAAUAGAAAAAGUUUUUUUGGACAAUAUAUAUGAAUCUAUAUUGAGCCUUAUCUUCAAAACUUUUGAGUUUAGAGCAAAAAGUAUAAGAACAAAAGUUGUAGGAAAUUUAAUUUUCUACAAUUUUGUUCUUCAUAAAAAUUGUCGUAAGACGAAUUGGUAAUGAGUUAUGAGCUUUUUAAGAACUCAGUAACGUCAAAAAUGGAAAAAGUUUUUUUGGACAAUAUAUAUGAAUAUAUAUAUAGCUAUAACUCAUAACCUAUUGAAUUUAAAGUAAAAAGUAACUGAUCAAAAUUUGUAGAAUAUUAAAUUUCCUAUCUAAUGAUCAUAUAUUUGAUACCAUUAUCUUCUAUAAUCACCAAGUAAUCGAUGAUUAAAAAAAUUAACUGAUGAUAAUUUAAUUUUGCCCAAAAAAAAUAUAUCGAUACUUUUAAGCCGAUAACUCGAAAAUGAACGAUUCUACAGAAAUUUUUAUUGAUUAUAAACUUGUAGCUAAUUAAAUUUCCUUUACAAAAGUCACCUAUUUUGUAUAUUUAUUUUGAAUAAUCUCUGAAAUAAUUUGAAUUAAAAAUGAAUUUUGUUGACGGGAAUAAAUCGAGUAAAUUUUUAAAAAUCAAUCCUUCAGUUAUUUAAUUAACUGCCAACACUACCUCACUCACACGUAAUAAAAAUAUAUCUCAACCACAAGACUGAUAUUUUACACAUAGUAUUCCUAUAAAUAAAAUAAUAAUAAUAAUAAUAAUAAUAAUAAUAAAUAAAUAAAUGGGGAAGAAAAAAUGAAUUUUGUAAAGUUAUUUAAAUAAAAUAAAAAUAAUAAUGCCAGAGAAUUGAAUUAUUUUUAUUUUAUAUUUACAACUAAUCAAUAAACAAUUAAAUAAAUAAAUAAUAAUAAAAUGUUUUGCAGAAAAAUAAUAAUAAUAAGCGUAUCUCGAUAUUUAUGGUGUGAAUUGUAAACAAAAUAACAAAAUAUAUGUAAAUUAUAAUAAAUUUAAAAAUCU